Messenger RNA from Mus pahari (shrew mouse), 4587 nucleotides. It is a transcript of the gene Rnf214, whose product is annotated as ring finger protein 214. The record is from RefSeq and is a predicted model, not a curated record. Gene Ontology annotation, molecular function: ubiquitin-protein transferase activity. Bases 503 to 2596 code for a protein of 697 amino acids. Lineage: Eukaryota; Metazoa; Chordata; Mammalia; Rodentia; Muridae. The transcript has 15 exons.
CCGCCGACGGCUUCUGUCGCAGGCUCGUGAGGGCUGUGGGAGCUCCGGCGCCCCGAACCUUCGUGUCCUCCGCCACAGGGCCCUCGUCCUUCAUGGCGUCCUCUGUAAGGACCAUCCCGGUUCCGACCUCUAAACACCCCUCGCGGCUCUUCUCCGUCGGACUGCCAUAGCCUUGACUCUUCCCCCAUAAAACUCCUCAGAGAGGCUCUCGCCUCCAUCCGGCCGCCGUCUCCCUGGCCCGCGUGUCCCUCGGGCUCCGCCGGGGUCUCGGGGCUGGUCCCCUCGGCGGCUCCGUUGCCCGGUCGCUGCCCGCGCCUGCCGCCAGAGGGCGCCGUCGGUGGCGGCCGCGCACCCCGCGGGUUCCGCUCCUCUCGCCGCCCCGGCCUCGCCCCCUUGCGCUCGCGCCGCCGCCGGAAGUGGGAGGUGCCGCGCGCGGGUCGGCGCUCGACCCCUCCCCCAGGCUUGGCCGCCCCCUCCCCCGCUCCGCCCGCUCAGAGUGCAGAUGGCGGCCUCUGAGGUAGCUGGCCUUGGGGCCGGAGCCCCGAGUCCUUCGGAACCUGCUUCGUGUGAGUCUCUCCCAGAUGGCCUAAGCCCCAAAGACUCUGCCCAGAAACAGAAGAACUUGUCUCCGCCGAGUGUAAGUAGCCAAAUGAUAACCAAGGAGAGUAACAGAAAUGCCCAUUUGGAACAUCCAGAACAGAAUCCUGGUUCAUCAGUGGGUGAUACUUCAGCAGCGCACGAGGAAGUUGUAGGAGAAAACUUGGUAGCCACAGCCCUUUGUCUUUCUGGCAAUGGGUCUCAGGCUGAUUUGAAGGACUUGACCAAGCCAGCAGGAGAGGAGGGGGACACGAGCCUCCUGGAGCGCCUCCCUCCAGUCACUCGGUCUCUUAAGGCAGGGUGCCACUCAAAACAACUUGCCUCCGGGAAUUGCUCUGAAGAAAAAUGCCCAGCAGCCUCCAUCCUAAAGGAAGGCGGCAGGGAUGCAGGCUUGGACUUGCUGCCUGUAGUACCGCCUGCAAAUGGGGUUGAAGGAGUGAGAGUGGAUCAGGAUGGUGAUCAGGAUAGCUCUUCCUUGAAGCUUUCUCAGAACAUUGCUGUGCAGACUGACUUUAAAACAGCAGAUACAGAAGUAAACACAGACCAAGAUAUUGAAAAGAAUCUGGACAAAAUGAUGACAGAGAGAACUCUGUUGAAGGAGCGUUACCAAGAAGUCCUGGACAAGCAGAGGCAGGUGGAGAGUCAGCUCCAAGUGCAACUAAAGCAGCUUCAGCAGAGGAGAGAAGAAGAGAUGAAGAAUCACCAGGAGAUACUAAAGGCCAUUCAGGAUGUGACCAUAAAGCGAGAAGAAACCAAGAAGAAGAUAGAGAAAGAAAAGAAGGAGUUCUUACAGAAGGAACAGGACCUGAAAGCUGAAAUCGAGAAGCUCUGUGAGAAGGGCAGAAGAGAAGUGUGGGAAAUGGAACUGGAUAGACUCAAGAAUCAGGAUGGUGAAAUCAACCGGAAUAUUAUGGAAGAGACAGAGCGGGCCUGGAAAGCAGAGAUCCUGUCACUAGAGAGCCGGAAGGAGUUGCUGGUGUUGAAACUGGAAGAAGCAGAAAAAGAAGCAGAACUUCAUCUGACUUACCUCAAGUCAACUCCUCCAACACUAGAGACAGUUCGUUCCAAACAAGAGUGGGAGACAAGACUGAAUGGAGUUCGGAUAAUGAAAAAGAAUGUUCGGGACCAGUUUAAUAGUCAUAUCCAGCUAGUGAGGAAUGGAGCCAAGCUGAGCAGCCUUCCUCAGAUCCCUACCCCAACUUUGCCUCCACCACCCUCAGAGGCAGAUUUCAUGCUUCAAGUAUUUCAACCCAGUCCCUCUCUGACCCCUCGGAUGCCCUUCUCUAUCGGGCAGGUCACUAUGCCUAUGGUUAUGCCCAGUGCGGAUCCUCGCUCUUUGUCUUUUCCGAUCUUGAACCCUGCCCUUUCCCAGUCCAGCCAACCUUCCCCACCUCUUCCUGGCUCCCAUGGGAGAAAUAGCCCUGGCUUGGGUUCCCUGGUCAGCCCUCAUGGUCCACACAUGCCUCCUGCUGCCUCCAUCCCGCCUCCCCCAGGCUUGGGUGGUGUUAAGGCUUCUACUGAAACUCCCCGGCCCCAACCAGUAGACAAACUGGAGAAGAUCCUGGAGAAGCUGCUGACUCGGUUCCCACAGUGCAAUAAGGCCCAGAUGACCAACAUUCUUCAGCAAAUCAAGACGGCACGUACCACCAUGGCGGGCCUGACCAUGGAGGAACUAAUCCAACUGGUAGCCGCACGACUGGCAGAGCAUGAACGGGUGGCAUCAAGCACUCAGCCACUUGGUCGGACCUGGGCUUUGCACCCUGCUCCUCUGGCCCAAAUCAGUCCCCCAAUGUUCUUGCCUUCUGCCCAAGUUUCAUACCCUGGAAGGUCUUCACAUGCUCCACCCACUUGUAAGCUGUGUCUGAUGUGUCAGAAACUUGUCCAGCCCAGUGAGCUGCACCCCAUGGCCUGCACCCACGCGCUACACAAGGAGUGUAUCAAAUUCUGGGCCCAGACCAACACAAAUGACACUUGUCCCUUUUGCCCAACUCUUAAAUGAUGGACCCGACUGGGGAGGAAGAAGAGGAGAAACGGAUGUGAACAGGAAGCGCGGGUUCAAGAUUUCUAAAACUCUCUAUAUUUAUACAGUGACAUAUACUCAUGCCGUGUACAUUUUUAUUAUAUAGGUAAUGUGUGUAUAGAAAGUCUGUAUUCAAAUGUUCGGAAUGAAAGUAUGUAUAUAAUGCAGAAACACCCCUUUUCCCCCCUCAUCUUGCAGUUUUUUGGGGGAUGCAGGCUGUAGGAAUAUAUGAUGUUUAAUUUGGCCUUGAAAUCAUGACCCCUGCAUAGGGCUGUUGUCUAACCCAUCUAGGAAGCUGCUGUUGCUCUAAGGCCAUCCUGCUUUGAUUUGUCCCAGCCUCUAGUCCAUUUUUAUAAGGCUCGUGUAUGCAGAUGUGAAGUCUGGUGCUCAGCUGCUGUGCAUCCAGAUGCUGGCCUUGCAGGGGCCUCCAAACCUUGGUGUUAGUUUAGCCACUCUACUCCAAUAGACAAAAUGAUACUGACUGAGGGGAACAAAUGUAACUCUGAUAGUUUGAUUCUUCAUUGAACAUUUUACUGUGUUAAUGCUCAUUAUUUAUACAUUGAUAUCAGGUAUACAGGAUAUUCUGUUUUAUGUCAGUAAAAUCCACAGUCCAAGAACAACAAAAUCAGGUUCCAUAUCUCCCACCAUCUUCUGUCUACUCUGCUUUCUAGAUAGAAAAGCACCAUUCACAGAUUUUUUUUUCCCCCUGGGCCAAGCCACCAUCCCUUGUUGCCACUGGUUUGGCCUCUUCUAAGCACUGACCGGCCAGGCUUGCAAAGUGCUCACCCUUCCCAUUCCUCUGGUUUCCUAAUCUAGCUAUCCCCUCCCCACAAAGGUUAAGGCAGUUGGUUCACCACCAAGUGAUUUGGUGAUGUUAGGUGAGCUCCAGACAGGCACUGGGGUGAGAUGUCUGUGCAAAAUUACUUGCAGAAUAAUCAUGGGAUGUUGGACUUCAUUUGUCAAUGAAGAAUGCUAUGAAGGAUACAAUCCCUGUCUAGAAUAUGGUGGAGACAGUGAGAUGAAGAGAGGUGGUACAGUCGAAAGCUAUGCUUUGUGGAGUCCCAUCUGGGGGAAGAUAGGUUUUCCACCUCCACUUACUGAGUACUUCUGGUUUUCGUGUCUGAGACAGCUGUGGCUCUGAGAACCUUGAGUCUUUUCCAAUCUUUAUCUUUACUCCUACAUGAAAUGGCUUUAAUUACCUUCUUUUUCAGAAUUAAACAAGUGUUAAUUGAGAAAAACAAUGCACCUGGGGGAAGGGCCACAAAACAUUAUGCUCCUGACAAUUGAUGUUCCCAUCCUGGGACUGGGGGUGCUCAUUGAGCCUAGCAGUUUCUAUUAGGAUGGCAAAGACGGUGUCCUUUCUGAACUAAGUUCUCUUGUGUUUGUCUCUGCCUUGCCUAUGAGCUCAUGGAUGAAUUCUUUUCUCUUGCCUUAUUGUCCAGGUUGAUAAGCAUGUUUAGGGGUGGACUUCCCCGGGUUACCUUGGCAUCUUUAAGGGGGAAUGGCCUGAGUCUUCAACUUUUUAGAGGUCAGGUGACCCCUCUCUUUGGUGAUGAAGCACUUCCGUCUCCCUGUCUCCGGUUCGGUGGUGCUUGAACAGGAAAAGGUGGCAAAACAGAAACCUACUUCCUUUGUUUAUUUCAUGUGGCAGAUUCAUUUUCUGUCUUAAGAUUGCUCUCUCCCUUCACCUGUGCAGCAUCCAGCACUAGCUAUGUAGUACCUCAUUGUCACCAGAAAACUGUACACUGAAAGUGAACAUAAAGAAUGUUGUGUUUAGUUCAACAGAGUGGCACAAGCCUGUAAUCAUGGCAUAUGGGAGGUGGACACACAGGAGGGUCAGGAGUUCAAGGCUAGCCUGGGCUACAUGAGACCAUAUCUCAUCCUCCUGGCCCCUUCCCCUAUAGACACACAUACAUUCACACACACACACACACACACACAGUUUCUAUCGCAGAGUGGUGGCACACACC